Messenger RNA from Prinia subflava (tawny-flanked prinia), 1393 nucleotides. RefSeq names its product NAD(P)(+)--arginine ADP-ribosyltransferase 2-like. Gene Ontology annotation, molecular function: NAD+-protein-arginine ADP-ribosyltransferase activity; NAD+ poly-ADP-ribosyltransferase activity. Bases 320 to 1153 code for a protein of 277 amino acids. NCBI's taxonomy places the organism in Eukaryota, Metazoa, Chordata, Aves, Passeriformes, Cisticolidae. The record is from RefSeq and is a predicted model, not a curated record. The transcript is spliced from 4 exons.
GUUAAAGAAAAACAGUUCCCUGUAAGGACCUCUCAAUUUCCUGUGGAAAGGACAGGCACCUACCAGAGGCCAAAAUUUAGAUCCUGACACCUCGUAUAACCACAGAAGAAGCCGGAUGCACCUCUGUGAAUUAAACAUCUAAAGCUGGGAUGAGGCCGAGAGCUCCCCUUUGCUUCCAGCCUCGGAGCAGGACCAGGAGAGCUCUGCUGUGAGUCCCAGCUGAUAAAGAAUUCCGGCUCUGUGCCCCCUCCAGCUCUGUCAGGGAGUUCACUGCGGCUGAUUUCGUGUCCCCCACUGCUCCUGGUGGCCUCUCCCCGCCAUGGCCCCUCUGUCUCUCACCCUGGCCCUGCUGGCAAUGGCCGUGGCCACUGUGGCCAACGUGGUGCUCCUGGACAUGGCCUGGGACUCCUUCGAUGACCGCUACGAGGGCUGUGGCCCCGCCAUGACCGCGGCCUUGCCGGCCCUCAACCGCUCCGAGUUCCAGCACAAUCCUCUCUUGGCCCGGGUCUGGCCUCAGGCCGUGAUUGAGUGGCAGAAGUGGGGGUCCCCUUUGUCCCCUCUGCCUUCCCCAGACCAGGCCAUCGCCAUCAUGGCCUACAUGAUGGGUGACUUGUACAUGGACUUCAACCUGGCCAUGCCCAUGGCCGGGCGCUCUCCCCAGCACUACCGGGACAACUUCCAGUACAAAACGUUUCAUUUCCUGCUGACCCAGGCCCUGGUGGCGCUGAGGGGCGCUCAGAAGGGGCAGUGUCUGGACGUGUCCCAUCAGGCCUGUGGGGUCCUGUUCACAGCACGCCGCGGUGACACCGUCCGGUUCGGUCAGUUCCUGCUAACGAUUCCGAAGAAGCCACGUGGUGGUGGGUGCCCAGAGGGGACGGAGUUCCAGGUGCGCACGUGCCACGCCGUGGAAAUACAAUCUUUCUUCCAACAAACGGAAAAUGAGUGGGUGCUGAUCCCACCCUACGAGACCUUUGAGGUCACCGAAGCCACCCAGGAAGGGACAAGGGUACAGAUCCAGCUCCGCUCCACCGGGACCCACAGCAAAUACAACUGCGAGUGGCUGAAAGGUGGGAGCGUCCCCAGCACCCAUUUCCACCUUGGAGGGCUCCUCCUGGCCACCACAGCCCUGGCAGUGGCCACCGGGAUCCUCUGAGCCACGAGGCCACCAAGGUCACUGAGGCCACUGUGGCCACCACGCUCAGCAAGACUCUCUGAGCCACAAGGCUACCACAGCCACUGUGGCCACCAAGGCUAUCGCACAAAUCAAUUGUAUUAAAGAUACUCUGCAGCACUGCCUGGUGCCGUGUCCAGCUCUGCCCAGUGCCGUGUCCAUCCCUGCCCAGUGCCGUGUCCAGCUCUGCCCAGUGCCGUGUCCAUCCCUGCCCAGUGCCGU